Saprolegnia diclina VS20 is the source of this 1188-nucleotide messenger RNA. RefSeq lists its product as hypothetical. The record is from RefSeq and is a predicted model, not a curated record. The coding region runs from base 1 to 1140 and encodes 379 amino acids. The transcript is spliced from 6 exons. NCBI's taxonomy places the organism in Eukaryota, Oomycota, Saprolegniomycetes, Saprolegniales, Saprolegniaceae. Gene Ontology annotation, molecular function: short-chain carboxylesterase activity; monoacylglycerol lipase activity.
AUGUUGCAGACCCUCUUGCUCGUCGACAGCUACGUGGUCGCGGUCGUCGCCGCUGCCUUGCUCGGAACGUACCUCGUCAUGCACGUCUUCACGUGCAACCGCAGCAAGGUCGAGCUGCACUACCGCCACGACUCGCCUCUCCAGCAGUUCAUCGCUGCCAACGCGCCGUCGGUCUCGGCGCCGUACCAUCCGCCGUGGUGGGCCAUCAACGCGCACAUCCAGAUCGCAAUGACUCUGCUCGUGCCCCAAACGCCGAUCGCGUACACGCGCGAGCUGUUGCCAUUGGCCGACGGCGGCCAAAUCGGCCUCGACUGGUGCACCGGCGCCGCGACGCUGCCGGCGACUGCACCCAUCGUGCUUGUCGUCCACGGGCUCACGGGCUGCAGCUACGACAUGAGAUCGUUCUGCGCCGAGGCGCUCCGCGCGGGUUUCCGCCCCGUCGCCUUCAACAAGCGCGGCCACGGCGACACGCCGCUGACGAGCCCCAAGCUGCAGGCGUUUGGCUGCACGCAGGACCUCUCGGCCGCGAUCGCACAUAUCCAGGCGUCGUACCCGCAUGCCAAGAUCACGGGCGUCGGCUUCUCCGCCGGGUCCGGUCUCGUUACGUCCUAUUUGGGCGAGACAGGCGCCAAGUCGCAGCUCGCUGCCGCCGCCCUCGUCUCGCCAGGCUAUGACGCGCUGGGCCUCUUUUGCCACGGAGGCAUUUACCCGCUUUACCACUUCCUCAUGACCUUUACGCUCAAGGGCUUGCUCAAGCGCCACAGAGACGUCUUGUCGUCGACGAUUGACGUCGACGCAGCGUUGCAAGCGCGUUCGAUUCCCGAGUUUGACCGCCACGUCUACAUGAGCAUGCACGGCUACGACGACCUCGAAGCGUACUGGGCCAAGAACAAUCCGAUGCGCCAAGUGGAAAACAUUGCAGUCCCGACGCUCUGCAUCAACGCGCGGGACGACCCCGUGUGCACCUACCGGAUGAUUCCCUUCCAGGGCGUCUUUGAUUCCAACCCGAAUGCGAUGUUGGCGCUGACGGCGUACGGCAGUCACUGCGGCUUUUUUGAACUUGACGGUCUCGAACUCAAGUCGUGGGCCACCCGGGCGUCGCUCGACUACCUCCAGGCGGCGCUGCGCUAUCAACCCUAGACCUCGCUAUUGGACCCUAAACCACGCUAUUGACCCUAGACCUCGCUA